AAUUAUUAAUAAUCUAGAUGAACUAGUCCAACUGAAUCUAGAGAUAUGCAAGGCUGCUAGACGAGAAAAUAAUCUUCAUCUCUCAUCUAGACAUCUUUUGCAGUCAUUCUCUGCCCAGUGUUCUAGUUUAGCCGAGUACGUGAAAACCUUUGAUAUUGAUAUUUUCUCAGCACAGUUGACUUGGCAGAAUGCUGCAAUUCUCCGUCAGGCGUGUAAAACAUUACUAGCCUCGGAUACAAACUCAUCAGAAAUAGCUGUCUCGGCCAUAUCAGGAGUGGCGCUUUCAGCUUGUCAAGUGAUGUUAACGCUUCGAUAUGAUGAAUCGAUGGGUCAACUUCUUCAGGAGUCUAGUAGAGCACUUUUAAACCUUACCUCGGCGCUGCAAGCGGACUCGACUCUGUUUGAAAAGGUUUAUCCCGAUCCUAAGAGUGUAAAACUAGAUGCAGCCACCAUAACUCAGGUGCUUCAAAUGGAAUCAAUUAUUCCCCCAAACAGAGAAACACUUCAAAAAACCAUUCCUUUGGCAGAGGUUGCUAGCGAGAAUGAUUUGGUUAUUGGCAGAUUACUUCGUUUAUCUGUUCUUCAGGAUCCAUCACUCUCGAAAGGUUGGAACAAGCUGGCUGACUGGGCGUAUCAGAUGGGUCAGCAGGUUGUAGAAAACGCUGCUAAAAGUAAUAACAAGGUACCAUUGACACCUGAGGAGUUGGAAACCCUGGACAAAUUAAUACCAAAUAUAGCGGAGAGCAGUAAAAAGAAAAUUAUCAAUAUCAUCAGUCAAGUCAAGCUAAAGGACUCUCAUUUAGCUGGAUAUGAGUAUGAGAAGUGGGAUUUUAUGAGGCGGGAUCUACGUGAGGUGAAUGCUCUGAUGAGUGUGGAUGAUGAUAUAUUCCAGGGAAUUAUUGGACUCUGGAUAUCCGUCUUCAGGAGAACAUAUGCUCUGUACGAUCUAGCGGGAGAAGCAUAUUUCAAGUAUUUGAGUUUAUGUGGAGAAACUCCGGCUUCUGGGACAAUUUCAGCCAGCUUGAGACUUCUUCAUCUUACAGUUAAUCAUACAAUGGAACUCCAGGAUAUACAGCUUGGUCUUAGCAAGACCCCGAGCACCCAGUGGAAAGCUAUUAUCCCUCAACUGUUCUCCAGGCUAAAUCAUCCUGUUCCAGUAGUUAGACAAAGGAUAUCAGAUCUACUCUGCAGAAUUAGCGCUAAGUAUCCAGAGCUCAUCAUAUUUCCUGCUGUUGUCGGUAGUUUAACUACUGGAGCUCAAACAAGUGAAACUCUUACUAAUAUAUUUAGUGGAACUCUUCUUAAUAAGGAGACUGUUGUAACUACUACUAGUGACCAGGAGACUGAAGGACAGAGUAAUGUUCUGAUGCUGAGCGCGCAUCAGAAGAUUGUCGAAGAACUGAAGAAAGUGAUGCCAACGGCCGUUGACCAGGUUUCCUCCUUUGUGAGUGAACUGAGGAGGAUUACUCUACUCUGGGAUGAACUUUGGCUAGGAACCCUAGCUCAGUAUAGCGGGGAGGUGCAGAGGAGGAUUAACAGGUUUGAGCAGGAGAGUGGCAGACUAGAAUCCAACUCUAGUUUAACUGUAGAUGAUAAACUGAAGCUUGUUAAAGACAAAUAUAAUAUCGUCUUCACACCCAUCAUAUACGUUCUAGACCAGGUUGCUGCUAUCACAAAAUCUAGCCCCGAGACCCCCCACGAGGAGGAGUUCCAACGGAAGUACGGGACUGGAAUAGACACCCUGUUGGAGGGUAUCAAGAACCCUGAGGACUGGGGUACACCCUGUAAAGCCUGGAGCUAUCUACCCCAGCUCCAGGCUCGGUUAAACAGCAGGGUGAACAAGAAGAGUGCUCUAAAGCUAGCGGAGAUAUCUCCGUCCCUGUACUCGAUGAGGAACACGGAGAUAAUGAUGCCGGGGGACCUGGGAGGGAAGGAGCAUAGUGUACAGAUUGCAAGGUUCGAGGGUACUAUGACAGUUCUACCCACUAAGACGAAACCUAAGAAAUUCAGUCUGAUAGGAACUGAUGGAGGAAGAUAUACCUAUCUAUUCAAGGGUUUAGAAGAUCUUCACCUAGACGAGAGAAUAAUGCAGUUUCUAGGUAUUGCGAACCAGAUGCUGUCUAAGAAUAAGCGAGAAAGAGAUGUCAAGUACUUUGCUCGGAACUAUACUGUUAUUCCCUUAGGAUCAAGAUCUGGACUUAUUCAAUGGGUGGAAGGAGCUAUGCCUAUAUUUGCACUUUAUAAACGCUGGCAACUCAGGCAACAACAGCAUUUAGAGAAUGCCAAGAAGCUUGAAGAUGCCGCCAAGGUUGUUGGGAAACCAAGUGAUAUCUUCUAUGCUAAAAUUCUACCAAUCCUGAGGAAGCAUGGUGUGUCUAAAAUAGAGGAUCGUAAAUCCUGGCCGAUCUCGUUGCUGAAGCAGGUUCUUCAUGAGCUGGUUCAGGAGACUCCUAGAGAUCUUCUGGGUAAUCAAGUCUGGCUCAGAUCUGUCUCAGGCGAGCAGUGGUGGAAGAUAAUUCAGAACCUGGGAAGAUCCUUUGCUGUCAUGUCAAUCAUUGGAUAUAUCAUUGGUCUUGGAGAUAGACAUCUAGAUAAUAUUCUAGUUAAUCUAGACCAGGGUUAUGUUGUUCACAUCGAUUACAACAUCUGUUUCGAGAAAGGGAAGAUAUUAAGGAUCCCUGAACGUGUCCCUUGCCGCCUCACACAGAACAUUGUCUCAGUUCUAGGGGUAUCAGGGGUAGAGGGGCUUUUCAGGCUCGGUUGUGAAAGGACCCUCAGUGUAAUGAGAGAAGAAAGGGAGACUCUUUUAACUCUUCUAGAAGCAUUUGUUUAUGAUCCUCUUGUUGACUGGACAACUGGAAUUACAGGAGGGCUUGCUGGAGCUAUGUAUGGAGGAGGAGGAGCACAGGAGGAGAAUGAGAAAAGAGAAAUGGAGCAUAGUCUGACAUUCUCCAUGCUUGGAGUCAGAGUGACCGAGAUGAAAGGAGCUUGGUUAGAGAACAAGCAUGAUCUUCAAGCUGCCCUGAUGCAGGUGGACGAAGGACUUUCAUCUUGGCAAGAACUGGUUACCAUCUCCCAAAAGAAUGGAGAACAGCUGUCAGUCUUGCAUACAAACAUGUCUACAUUAAAGGAAGCUGAAGUGAAUCCAGGUCACAGACUGUACUCUAUUUUAGAUACAUACAGGAAGCUAUGGAAGGAGGGGUGGAUGUGGCUNGAUGUGGUUAAAAAUCAACUUCAAUCCUUUAUCUCCGAGUGUGACAAGAUACUGACGUUGUACAACAGAGCGACUGCAUCUGUAAGUGGACCCCAGCUUUCUAAGUGGGAUCAGGAAGCAGGUCGAUUGUUAGAACAAAACCAGAUUCUGAGCAGUAGAACAGUUUCUACAUUCUUAGAGAACGCAGGACAGAGAGAACAGCUUGCACAGUAUGUAAGUGUGGAGAAGGAUAUGAGGAUAAGGAUGACCGGCCUACUGGACGAGCUAAAGAGGAUUCUGGAGGAUCUUCAUGUAUAUUCUGCACUAACCAGGUCAACGAACAUUUACGCAAAUAUGCCGUACAUUUAACCAGAUGCAGCCUAA
This is a messenger RNA of Eurytemora carolleeae, 3577 nucleotides long. RefSeq names its product serine/threonine-protein kinase SMG1. Gene Ontology annotation, biological process: nuclear-transcribed mRNA catabolic process, nonsense-mediated decay. The coding region runs from base 299 to 3562 and encodes 1087 amino acids. The record is from RefSeq and is a predicted model, not a curated record. The transcript is spliced from 32 exons. Lineage: Eukaryota; Metazoa; Arthropoda; Copepoda; Calanoida; Temoridae. Gene Ontology annotation, molecular function: protein serine/threonine kinase activity. Gene Ontology annotation, cellular component: nucleus.